This is a messenger RNA of Coccomyxa subellipsoidea C-169, 1888 nucleotides long. Its product is annotated as DNA photolyase. The record is from RefSeq and is a predicted model, not a curated record. NCBI's taxonomy places the organism in Eukaryota, Viridiplantae, Chlorophyta, Trebouxiophyceae, Coccomyxaceae. Gene Ontology annotation, biological process: photoreactive repair. The coding region runs from base 45 to 1268 and encodes 407 amino acids. The transcript has 9 exons. Gene Ontology annotation, molecular function: DNA binding; FAD binding.
GUAACGUCGCGAUCUAUUAUCUUGACGCAGGACACUCUGUUCCGAUGCAGCACUCUUGCAUCAAAGGCAACGCUUGCCCUGGUGCACGCGGCCUUUCAAGACUGCAUCAAUGUGGUAAUCUGAGAGGGACAGCGUCAGCUUCCCCCAUUGGACGUCACCCAUUUAUCAAGUGGCUUGCUGCCCGAUCCUUCCAGUUGAGCUCUCCAAUAUCAGGACGCAGGAAUGCUCUGGACUUGGCGAUCCAAAGAAUCAGAGGGGGAAGGAGUGAAUGGCCUUUCGCUGGAGGAGCACGCCGAGCGGCAGUCAUGUGGUUCCGCAAUGAUCUUCGGGUUCACGACAACGAAGCCUUGGCCAUUGCAAACAGAGAUUCGUCUUCUCUGCUCCCAGUAUACUGCUUUGAUCCUCGAGAAUACAGCAGCAGUGGCAAUGGUAUCAACAGUACUGGGCCAUACAGAGCCCAGUUCAUUGUGGAUGCUGUGAUGGAACUGCGUAACAGCUUGAGAGCCAUUGGCUCAGAUCUUAUCGUGCGCAUUGGCAAGCCCGAGGAGGUUUUGACGGAUCUGGCAAAGAAGGUGGGAGCCAGCAAGGUGUUCUGCCACUCAGAAGUGACGUAUGAGGAGGACCUGACAGAGAAGCAGGUGGCUGCUGCGCUGAAGGUCGAAGACAUCCAGCUGAAGGCCAGCUGGGGAUCCACCCUUUACAGCCCAGAUGACUUGCCCUUCAAGCUAGGCGACUUGCCAGCGACACAUGGGGAGUUCAGAAGCAAGGUGGCUUCUCUAGCUGUCAAGCAGCCCGAGAAAGCACCUGCCCAGCUCAAAGGCAAACCAGUGGGGUCCCAGGGCAUUUCCUCUGGUGACAUUCCCACCCUCGCCCAGUUGGGCUUACAACCGCUCUCCAACAUCCCUGGCGCUCCCAAGUGCAGGGGAGGGGAAAGUGAGGGCUUGGCUCAGCUGAAUCGCCUGCUGUCCAGAACCUCUAUGAAGGCUGGUCCAGGCAGCAACAUCAGUGCUGCAUUCUCAAACGAGGUGUCACCCUGGCUUGCCUUGGGCUGCCUCUCACCGCGACGCAUGUAUGCAGAGGUGCAGGCUCGGCAGGCCUCCAGCAAUCCGACUGUUGUGUCUUUAAUGCAUGCGGAACUCAUCUGGAGGGACUUUUUCCGUUUCACAGCCAAGAAGUAUGCGUCAGAGUCCAUCAUCAGGAGCUCUGCGCAGCAAGAGGCUCCAGCUGUGGCCAGCGCCUCGCCAAGGUUGUCCAUGGCGUUUGCCUAAUUGGUCUGCAAUCAUCGGACCGAUUGGACGAUAAAUUGUCCCGGGCUGAACCAACAUCGUCAAGAUUGAGAGACAAGUGAAAGGUUUCUGAUGGGAGCCUAGUCUGGCAAGCUGGACAGAGACAGUGUACAAGAUUGUUUCACAGACCAGAAGAUGCCUCAGUGCCCUUCUUCAGGUCGAUCCUUGCAAGUGUCCUGGUAUCUUCAAGCAAUGUGUGCAAAAAUUGCAAGUCUGCAGAGACUAACGGAGAAGAUAAUUUCUGGCCUUGGCCCUCUUUUUAGUUCUGAUAUUAUAUAAUAUGCAAUACUCAUUCGCCCUCCUGUGCACUGUGUAUUAGUACAAGGACCUAUCUAGGGAAGGCCAGCCGUGGAGAGUAAUAAGUGGAUGCUCAAACUGUAUGUAUCUAUAAUGUGGCAUGCUCUGUCAGAAUAGUGGCCCUGUGGCAAGACGAUAUCUGUACCAGCGGAUGAACAGUUUCCCCGAGCCCCAGUUGAUGAGAGAUGCUGAUAUUCGUGCCUGCACAAGUGGCAAAAUCGAUAUUGAGAUUACUGAAUAUCAAGUCUUUGCCAGCCUUUCAACUUUUUCAAUGUAACAGGCACCUGUAACCAUAGUUAUAAUGC